Molecule: messenger RNA, 3435 nt
Organism: Alternaria viburni
Lineage: Eukaryota; Fungi; Ascomycota; Dothideomycetes; Pleosporales; Pleosporaceae
Exons: 3
Coding region: 1-3435 (1144 amino acids)
Biological process (GO): protection from non-homologous end joining at telomere; double-strand break repair via nonhomologous end joining; interstrand cross-link repair
Molecular function (GO): damaged DNA binding; 5'-3' DNA exonuclease activity
Source: RefSeq, a predicted model, not a curated record
AUGGCUGCCAAAACCGCAACGAAGAAGGCUGCGCCCAAGCCGAGCACGAAAGCUCCCCCACCGAAGAAAACCAGCGUUCAGACCACUUUGACGCCAGCCGACUUUGCUAAGAAGUCGCCUGCUGGCAAUGGCAAGAAGCAGAAGCCGGCUGGCACACCGAACGGCAACAUCAUGGCGUUCUUCAAGAAAGCCGAGGAGAUCAACAGCCGUAUAUUCCUACAGGAACGAGGGUCAAAUCCAACGAUAGUGCUUGACGGCGACGAGGACGACGUGGGUUGGAGUGACGAGAAGAGCAAUGGCGUCAUGACUACAGACAACAGCGAUGAGCGGUACAACGAGAAUGGUGGGAGCAACAAGAGGCGCAAAGUCAGCGAGGAGGCGGUAGCGCCCGUGCCGGCCUGUUCACCACCCCCGCCGGCUGAUGUUGAGAGCAACGCUCUGGAUGCAUUGGCAGCCGACGUUUCUAAGGAAGCGCCCAAACUGCGGAAGAAGUCUGGACCCUUCGUGGACGACUCAGACUCCGAAGACGACGAAGUGGAAAUGCCUGCUACAACUCCAGGUAUGACCAUACGAAGCCAUAAUGAGGAAUCGCCAAUGACUAAACCAACGGAGGACCUGUUACCCCCGGAUAGUGCCGAACACUCCAAAUCCCACGAUACCACACCCAUAAAGUCCGAAUCGACAUCUCAACAUGGGGGCGAAGAGUUGGAGGAAUACGAAGAUCUGGAAGACGACGAUCUGCUCGAAGGCGAAGAAUACGAUGAAAGGCGAUGGAUGAAGGAACAACAGAAGCUCGAGAUGGAAGAGGCAGGCUUUGAGGGCGACCCGGACGAUUUCGACGCGCCACCUCUCUUCCCCGAAAGCGAUGAUACCGAAGUCAAACACGAAGAGCCACGUACCAAUGACAUACCUUCCUGUCCGAUAUGCGGCAACAAUCUCCCAGGCCUGUCAGAACAAGACGUAUCCGUACACGUCAAUGCGUGCCUAGACGGCAAUCCACUCCCCUUACCUGUAGUGAAGUCUGAGGAGGAGAGCAAGCCGACCAUGACGAGUAAAGCGAAAGUUUUCAAAAAGCCGGACAGGCCAGCCAAACCUGGCCAAGCCAAUCCGUUCCAGCUUGCGAAGCCCAGCGCUCAGCCAAGUUCAGCCUUUUCGAAGCUUAUGGCCGGCCAUGCUGAAGAUGCUGCGUGGGCAUCUGCUGCAGCCGAGAACAACAAGUCUCGCGGCAAGCCUGCAUACCAACGCACCUGCCCAUUCUACAAAAUAAUGCCAGGCUUGUUCAUCGCUGUAGAUGCGUUUCGAUAUGGAGCUGUCAAAGGUCAGAAUGCCUACUUCCUGAGUCAUUUCCAUAGCGAUCAUUACAUCGGGCUUACUUCCUCAUGGAAGCAUGGACCGAUAUACUGUAGCAAAGUCACUGGCAACUUGGUACGCCAACAGCUUCGUGUGGACCCCAAGUGGGUGGUCGAUCUGGAUUUUGAGAAAAAGACAGAAGUACCAGGAACGGAAGGCGUCCACGUCACAAUGAUCUCUGCGAAUCAUUGCCCUGGCAGCUCUCUGUUCCUGUUCGAAAAGGCACUUAGCAAGGGCAAUAACCCGAAGCUGCAACGAGUGCUACACUGUGGAGAUUUCCGUGCGUGUCAAGCGCACAUCGAACACCCGCUAUUACGCCCAGACGUCCUAGAUGCUGUGAGUGGAAAGAAUCGGCAGCAAAAGCUAGACGCUUGCUACCUUGACACCACCUACCUGAACCCCAAAUACGCUUUUCCGCCUCAGAAGCAGGUCAUCCAAGCUUGCGCGGACAUGUGCGUAAGUCUCAGCAAAGUCCGCGCGGACGACUCCGAUGGAUGGGAGCAGAUGAAGCGAGACCGCGCAGGCCAAGGCAUGGUCAAGUUCGUUCGGAAAGACUCUAAUACCGACGCUACGGGCGAGCCCAAAAGCCCUGCACGAGGGCGACUUCUGGUUGUGGUAGGCACAUACAGCAUUGGGAAGGAGCGCAUUUGCACUGGAAUUGCGAAGGCCUUGGGAAGCAAGAUCUUCGCGCCUGCCAACAAACAGCGCAUCUGCAAAGCGCUUGAGGACCCUGAACUGGAUGCACUACUUACGACAGAUCCUCGGGCAGCUCAAGUACACAUGACGCCGUUGUUUGAGAUCCGCGCGGAGACAUUGGACGACUACCUGCGCGAUUAUGCCGACACUUUUACGCGCGUUGUCGGCUUUAGACCCUCGGGCUGGAACUAUCGUCCACCAAAAGGUCGCUUUACCGAGUCACCCCAAGUACAGACCGUCUUGCAUUCCGAUAAUUGGAGAAGUACCUUCUCGAUGAAAGAACUGACGCCGCAAGCCGGGAGUGGAAGUCGGGCAAGCUGCUUCGGUGUGCCGUACAGUGAGCAUAGCAGCUUCAGAGAGCUUACUAUGUUUUGCUGCGCUUUGCGCAUCGACAAGAUCAUCCCGACAGUCAACGUGGGCAGCGCAAAGAGCAGAGAGAAGAUGAAGGCCUGGUGCGACAGAUGGGCGGCGGACAAGAAAAAGAACGGGCUGUUUAAACUGGGUGAAGAUGGAGAGGUCUAUGAUUUGCGUCUACUCGACACACUCAUCUACGAUAUACCCAAGUUCGCUUUCGCCAUGUCGUCAAUCAUCCGCCUCCUCGUCAUUUCCGAUACUCACUCUACUUGGCCCUACACCCCAGACUGCCCUGCACCUCCAUGCGACAUCCUCAUCCACUGUGGCGAUCUCACACAAGUCGGCGGUCUUCCCGCAUACAAAAAGGCUAUGCAAGACAUUCAGACCGUCGACGCAGAGCUGAAACUCGUCAUCGCCGGCAACCAUGACCUCGAUCUCGAUGAAGAGUGGGUGCGCAAGAACGCUGAAGAUGGAGAAGAGGAAGAAGAUAUAGAGGACAGUAGGAAAUGUGUCAGUAUCAUGAAGGCGCACGAGAAAGAGGGUGUAUACUACCUGGAAGAGGGCAGACACGAGUUCAAGCUGAAGGAUGGGAGAAGCUUCAGUGUCUGGGCGAGUCCGUAUACGCCGGAGUUCAACGGGUAUGCAUUUGCGUACGGAAAAGACGAAGAUCGAUUCAGCAACAUACCCGAGGACAUCGACAUCUUGAUGACACAUGGACCGCCUUCAUUCACUGACGAACUCGGCUACGGUCUCGAUGUCAAUGUGAAAGGAGAGAGUUGCGGAUGCAAAAUGCUAGGCGAUGCAGUAAAGAGAGUGAAACCAAGAUUGCACUGUUUUGGGCAUGUGCACGAAGGGAGAGGUGCUGUGGAGAUGCAGUGGUCUGGGGCGAGAGGUGGGAACGAAAGAGUGAAGGUACUGCCAGAUGACGGGAAAGUCCUUAGCAUCAAUAAGAAACAAGGAGGGACGAGUUCCGUGCUAGUGAACGCGGCGGUAUGGGGUGAAACAAAAGGCUGGACUAUCGACCUCGACAUAUAA